AUGGCCACUGUAGCCAGGGAAGCUAAGAAACUGCCACAACAAACGGGAGGGCAGAUUGUUAUAGCCACCCUCACCGCCUGUGUCAGCGCUGGAGGCCAGUUUGGCUUUCAAGGCUAUGGCCGUCCCUACGGUGACCCCCUGGUUGGUUCUGCAACAGGAGGGAGUUUUGCUGCUGCUCAGCCAAUCUAUCCUCCGCAACCGUACAGCUUCGGCUACGAUAGCGUCGACGAGCUCGGCACGCAGACCUACCGCAAGGAGCAAGGCGAUGCCAGCAACGCUAAGAAAGGCUCGUAUGGGUACCGUGAUGCUUUCGGCAUGUUCCGACGCGUCGACUACGUGGCCGACCAGUACGGAUUCCGUGCCAACGUGCACACCAACGAACCCGGCACGGCGCCCGGAGGCAGCGCCGACGCCGUGUUCGACGCAAAGCCCCGCGCCGCCUCGGCUGCCCUGAUCCAAGGAGCAGCCUCUGGUCACCAUCAUCACCACGCACCUGCGGGCGCAGGGUUUGGAGGGUUUAGUGGGCCGCUGCCCUGGGCUGGUUGA
This is a messenger RNA of Dermacentor silvarum, 546 nucleotides long. RefSeq names its product adult-specific rigid cuticular protein 15.7. The transcript is spliced from 3 exons. The coding region runs from base 1 to 546 and encodes 181 amino acids. The record is from RefSeq and is a predicted model, not a curated record. Gene Ontology annotation, molecular function: structural constituent of chitin-based larval cuticle. NCBI's taxonomy places the organism in Eukaryota, Metazoa, Arthropoda, Arachnida, Ixodida, Ixodidae. Gene Ontology annotation, cellular component: chitin-based extracellular matrix.